GCAGCAGGCAAUGAAAUGAAGGCAAUGAAUGAAUGAUGAACCCCGACCCGAAUCAGCGCCCCAUAUUAUUGGUUGCUCUACUGCUCCAUGUGACCAAGCUUGGUAUCACAUGACUGGCCAUCCAAGGGGCUCGGUCUGCACAACUCCCCAUUGGCUCAACAUCCCGCCCAACAACGAUCUUCAACGCCCAAAGUUGCAGCCAGCAAGUUGCAUCGAGCGGAUCAUUAAUAAUUAUUGGACUAUGGACAUGACAUACAUAGUAUUCAACAUUCAACCCUACGCUACGCUACGCUCUUGCAUGCAUACGCUGUACGCUGCGUAAGGAAAAGUUUGCAACCCUUUUCAUGUUCAUGGUGAACAGUACAGAGUGCUUGCCUCCCGGUAGCACUCAUGGGAAUUUAUGCCUGGCGGGCUACGCACGUAUCACCAAACCAAAUGGUUUUAUGAGCCUGACCUGAGCAAUAAUAAUAAUUCAGCCCCCCUUCUUCACCCCCUAUGAAUCUGGCGCAUUGACUCAGGGAUGGUUGGGUGAGCGGCCUCUUAUUUGUUGCUAGCGUUGAUGUGUGCACCUGUAGUGCCACAACAAGCUGGGGGGGGCGGAGGAGACGGACUCCAUGAAGUUCCAUGAAUAGCACAAGGGCACAAGGGUAGUAGAGUGGCAUUGGACAUUGGAAGGGAAAGCCAGAGAGGAAAAAUAAUAAUGCUGGCACUGUUGGCCCUGAGCUGACCUGGCUACACUAAUUCUCGUCGUCCCGACCUUUCUCACACCUCUUCUUUAUUCCUCCAUAUCUCGUCGGGGAAAAUACACACACAACAUCAGCUUAAAUCCUCGAAACUUUGCGGCUCGGGCUGCCCGGCUGUUGAUGCAACGUCGGCGCUCUCAAAUUUCUGUGUUUGACCCCAAGUCCGACUUCAACUACUGGCUCUAUACUUUACUUCAUCAACCCGCCGCUCGAUGGCGGUGACGCGAACCACACUGGUCAAGGCAUUGGCCAUCUUUGCUUUAUUAAAUGAAAAUUUCUCGGUCGCUGAGCAGCUGCCAAGUUGGUUCAAUGGAUACUAUAUAUAUGCAACAAACGGAUCUACUGCAGUCGAAUCGAUAACAUGUCGCGAUUCUCACACGUCAUGGAUAACUUCUGGAACAUAUGCCAACUGCUGCGCGACCACGCUGACCACAAGAUGUCCGAUGCCUACUAAAUGCGAAGAUGCAUCAGUUUCAUUUGACAACGGCGGUGGAUAUACCUGUCCGGAGCGGCAAUCCUGCGCAACCAUGACAGUCUACGAAACUUCACCCGGCGGCUCACCGUCUGCGACGAACAUUUUCUGUUGGGAAAAUUGGAGUGCAUAUACAGUCUACCGCAAACUCCCUGCUGAAGCUACUGAUUCGUCAACCAUAACACCACCACCGCAAACCUCACCACCGCAAACCUCACCACCGCAAACCUCACCAUCGCAAACCUCACAACCCCCAAACUUACCAAGCAACAACCCACAGGAGUCAGACCCGCGACCGUCGACACCACCAACACCUGCCCCAGAGAAAUCCCGAUCCAACGGAGCCUUGAUAGGCGGCGUCGCCGCCGGCGCCGUCGUGGGUGUCAGCAUCCUCGCCCUGGCCUACUUCUUCUACCGCCGGAAACAGAAAAAUGGCGCCAAGGCGCUCCCGCGCGCAGCUGAAUUAGACAACACGCAGGGGCGGGCCGAAUUGCAGAGCCUCCAUACAGGCGGUGGUGCAGGUCAACCGAAAGCGCAGGGGUAUUAUGGAUAUGCUGCUGGUGGCGAUGGAGGAAACCCGCACGACGUUCAUGAAUUGCUGGGUGCGGCGAAGGAUCCUGGCUAUGGUGGCUAUGGUGGCUAUGGUGGCCAUGGUGGUCCUCCGGCUGAGAUGAAUGCGAGUCGGAAUCAGAAUGUUACGUAUGAGAUGCCGACGAAUCCUAGUUGAGUGAGUCGCUCCUAUUUUGUGUUCCGUUCAAAGGUAUAUACGUACUAGUUUUAUCGACGUAUAUGCGGCCGUCACGGGAUAUCAUACUUCAUGGCAGGGAGGACGUAUUUGGUGCCCUUCUCAAAAAAGAGGAAACGGGAAUGAAUAAACCCAUCCUCGACCUGGUUUAGGAUGGGGAUGGAUGAGAGUUGCUAGUGAAUGUGCGGUCAAUAGAUUGAUAAAAAACUAUCAAUGGGCUUAUACAUUUUUCGCACUUUGAGUCUAUAUAUUUUUAUUUUCUCGUCAUCUGUUAUGAGAUAUGUCGUCAUUUUACCUCUCCCCCUUUCUUUCUUGAUUUCCCCUCCCUUUCCCCCCUUUCACUUUUGUUUCUCCCUACCCUUCAUCUCCCUCUUUAAUCAACUAUAUAUACCCAUCUGAUUUUAAUAAAAGAUGCCUCUCCAUGUUCCACACUCACCAUUCUCCAUUCUACUCAAAUUCAAUUGCCAUCAAACCUUCUCUGCAUAAUAAGUCACCACCACUCAUUUCCAACCUCCAAAAACCUCUCAUUCCCUCAGUCAACAUCACAGUUAUCAAAACAACUCUCGAUUCAAUCCUGUCUUUCAUCCUCCCUCUCUCUCUCUCUCUCUCUACUCACACUGGAUAUCACCAUCUUCGAACAUAAAAUUUUCAAUUGAGAAGAUAAACAUGGUUUCCAUUAAAAUCUAGCCGUGAGCGUUGCAGAACUUCCGCACCACCUCUCUCCAUCCAUCCAUCCUUCCUCUCUUCUUCCGCUCUGUCCCCCCUCCCCCUUCUAUUCUUCCUCUCCCUUUUGGCCCCUGCGACCACUCCUUCCGCGUAUACAUGAGCUUGUUUAUGUAUAUACCUAUAUGCCUAGGUAUAUAUAUAUACAGAGAGAAGAUUGGCGAACACUCAUUUUUCUUAUACUACGCGUAAGAGGAAUCAGACAUAGUUAACUUACAACAGCAGAACUUCUACGCUGCUCUGUACGCUGCAGUGAGGAGUUCCCACACACCUACUUACUUUUUUAUAAAUAAUCUGAACGUAUAAACAUGUAUACGCCGAGAGUGAGAGAGGUGUUCUCAUCCUCUCAUUUCUGUAAAAUGGCUAUGAAUCAUUCAUCUUAGAACUCUUAAGCGGUCUGUAUCAGUGCCAGAGUUGAUUCCAUUCUAAUUCUAUUAUAUUGUCAAGAGACAUCUGA
Messenger RNA from Blastomyces dermatitidis ER-3, 3140 nucleotides. RefSeq lists its product as uncharacterized. NCBI's taxonomy places the organism in Eukaryota, Fungi, Ascomycota, Eurotiomycetes, Onygenales, Ajellomycetaceae. The coding region runs from base 956 to 1942 and encodes 328 amino acids. The transcript is spliced from 4 exons. The record is from RefSeq and is a predicted model, not a curated record.